CAUUAAUUGAGGAGCGAUGAUUUGGUUUGCUCUCUCUUUUUGACAUUAACCCCUCUCUGCCUCUCUCCCCCAUAAGUAGUAGCUCAUCCUAGACCUUCUCUGCACACACACUACCCUAAAAACCAUCUAUCUUCCUCUGUGUUCUUGCUUUUUCCGUGGGAGUAGAGAGAUGGGUCUUGUGGCUGUUGUAUGCUUCGUGGCUAUGGCUUCGGUUUUGAAGCCGGGUGAAGCUAGAAUCCCCGGGGUUUACACUGGCGGGGGGUGGCAGAGCGCACAUGCUACUUUCUAUGGCGGCAGUGACGCCUCUGGAACUAUGGGUGGGGCUUGUGGGUACGGAAACUUGUACAGCCAAGGUUACGGUGUGAACACGGCGGCGCUGAGCACGGCGCUGUUCAACAAUGGGCUGAGUUGUGGGGCAUGCUUCGAGCUCAAGUGUGCCAACGACCCAGAAUGGUGCCAUUCCGGGAGUCCCUCCAUCUUAAUCACCGCCACCAACUUCUGCCCACCGAACUACGCUCUUCCCAGCGACAAUGGUGGCUGGUGCAACCCUCCUCGCCCCCACUUCGACCUCGCCAUGCCUAUGUUCCUCAAGAUCGCCGAGUACCGCGCCGGCAUCGUCCCAGUCUCUUUCCGCCGGGUGCCGUGCCGAAAGCAAGGAGGAAUCAGAUUCACGAUCAACGGCUUCCGUUACUUCAACUUGGUUCUGAUCACCAACGUGGCGGGUGCAGGUGAUAUAGUGAAGGCUAGCGUGAAAGGAUCUAAAACCGGGUGGAUGAGCUUGAGCCGCAACUGGGGUCAGAACUGGCAAUCUAAUGCAGUUUUGGUUGGUCAGUCACUCUCCUUCAGGGUCACAGGGAGUGACCACCGCACCUCCACCUCAUGGAACAUCGUGCCCUCCAAUUGGCAAUUCGGCCAAACUUUCUCGGGAAAAAAUUUCAGGGUCUGAUUCAAAUUUCCCACGCUUCUACAAGACCAAAAUCCCUAGACUAUGCCUUUUCUUUUUCUAUCUAUUUUGUUUGUUUUUUUUUAUUUUUGUGUUUUUGUUGGAAUUUUGAAAGUGGAGAGUGAAGAGGUAAAAGAGUGGGAAAAAUGAGAGGGAGAGUCGGGAUUUGGUGUAACUUUUUUCUUUUGUCUGGUUUUGAUGGUGAAAUGGAAAAAAGGAGGGGGGAAGCGAAAAGUGAAAACUUGGGGAGCUGAAGCGGCUGCAAAGAUAUAUCGCCCGCAGCUGCCUUUCUUUAAUAUAUUUUACCUUACUUACC
Vitis riparia (riverbank grape) is the source of this 1259-nucleotide messenger RNA. Its product is annotated as expansin-A4-like. The coding region runs from base 170 to 946 and encodes 258 amino acids. Gene Ontology annotation, cellular component: extracellular region. Gene Ontology annotation, biological process: plant-type cell wall organization. The transcript has 3 exons. The record is from RefSeq and is a predicted model, not a curated record. Lineage: Eukaryota; Viridiplantae; Streptophyta; Magnoliopsida; Vitales; Vitaceae.